This is a messenger RNA of Coniosporium apollinis CBS 100218, 648 nucleotides long. RefSeq names its product 3-hydroxyanthranilate 3,4-dioxygenase. NCBI's taxonomy places the organism in Eukaryota, Fungi, Ascomycota, Dothideomycetes. Gene Ontology annotation, molecular function: iron ion binding; 3-hydroxyanthranilate 3,4-dioxygenase activity. The transcript is spliced from 3 exons. The record is from RefSeq and is a predicted model, not a curated record. Bases 1 to 648 code for a protein of 215 amino acids. Gene Ontology annotation, cellular component: cytoplasm. Gene Ontology annotation, biological process: 'de novo' NAD+ biosynthetic process from L-tryptophan; quinolinate metabolic process.
AUGCAGUCAGUCCGGCCUCUGCUAUUCACUGGGACGCGCCGCGCGCUUUGCGCCCCGCCGGCUUCCCGUAUCAUACCGACAGUUAUACGCGAUGCCAACUUCUCCAGUACUGGAAGGAGGCGAGCGUUGGCUAGCCCCUUGAACCUUCCAAAGUGGCUUGAAGAAAACUCCCACUUGCUAAAACCACCGAUCAACAACUACUGCGUUGAGAACGGACCAAUGACUGUCAUGAUUGUCGGCGGGCCCAACGAACGAACCGACUACCACAUCAACGAGACAGCAGAAUGGUUCUACCAAUACAAAGGCAACAUGCUUCUGAAGACAGUCGAUGGUGGCAAAUUCCGCGACAUCCACAUCAACGAGGGCGAGAUGUUCCUGUUGCCGCCGAACACGCCGCACAACCCGGUCCGCUUUGCGAACACCGUUGGCAUAGUACUAGAGCAGCCCCGACCGGAGGGCUCGAUGGAUAGGCUGCGCUGGUACUGCCAGAACUGCGGCGAGAAGGUGCACGAGGCGGCUUUCCACUGCACAGACCUUGGCACACAGAUAAAGGAGGCCGUGAAUAAGUUUAAGGCGGAUACGGAGGCGAGGAAGUGUAAAAACUGCGGCGAGAUCUGUGACGUUGCACCGAAGCCCGCAAAAGACUGA